Vicia faba (fava bean) is the source of this 954-nucleotide messenger RNA. NCBI's taxonomy places the organism in Eukaryota, Viridiplantae, Streptophyta, Magnoliopsida, Fabales, Fabaceae. The record is from the annotation of a GenBank genome assembly.
AUGGGGUGUAGCAAUAUGAAGAACGCGAUGAUAGCAUUCUUGGCUCCUCUUCCCUCGAUCCUCUUCUACCUUUCAUUCAUCAAUAAUUCUACAUUCCCAUCUCUUACUAUUAUCUCAACAUGGCACCCUCUUGUAUUGGUUAAUAUCCUUUUCUUCUUCAAUGUUAAUCUCCUUUUUUGGCUCAUUGCACAAAUCCAAUCCAGCCACUGGAUGAUUGACCCUUAUUGGACAGUGAUACCUGUCAUGCUUAUCCAUUACUAUUCCUCGCACCCUUUGUCUAACUACGAUACCUGGAGGUCAAAGAUUGUCAUCUUCUUGACUUGGGUGUGGAGUAUAAGGCUCUUCCACAACUACUUCAGACGAGAAAAGUGGCAAUGGGGUUCGAGAGAGGAUUGGCGUUUCACUAAUAUGUCGCAACAAUAUGGAAAACAAUGGUGGUGGGCUUCCUUCCUCUCCAUCUACCUCCCUCACCAGUUGUUGCUGAUUGGAUUAUCACUUCCAAUGUAUGUGAUCCACUCAGUGAAUCAGCCUCUCAACAUAUGGGACUUGGUAGCCGCAGUUGUGUGUAUAUCUGGCAUCGUUAUAGCAUACAUUGCAGACACUCAGCUAUACAACUUUGUCAUGAGUAGAAACAACGAUGACAAGGGAAUUACGAUCCUGGAGAUUGGGUUAUGGUACUAUUCUCGGCAUCCAAAUUACUUAGGUGAGCAGCUAUGGUGGUGGGGACUGGUUGUGUUUGGUUGGAAUUUGGGACAUGGAUGGACCUCAAUAGGAGCAUUGAGUAACACAAUGUGUUUGGGUUAUGUGACAAAACUCGUGGAACAACGAAUGUUGAAGCAAGAGAAAAGAGCUGAAGCAUAUAGGAUGUAUCAGAACACAACUUCCGUUUGGAUUCCCUGCUUCAACUUCAAAUCUGCUUCUUCAGAUUCACAAUUCAAAAUUAAGGAUGCUUGA